GUUACGGAAACCCGGUAGGACGGACUGCGUUUGAAAAUCCCGACACCCGCCCGCACGACUGCCGGAGGAGCCGCUGCUUUUGGGACGUGUUUGUCCUUUUAAACGCGAGUUGUUUGGAGUCGGUGGAGGAGAGACGCCGCAUCUCUGUGCGACGACGACGUUUCGCUUUUCUGCGGCGGUUCAUCAGUGCGAGGAUUGGCUCCGUCUUCGUUCGAACAAUUUUUGGUUAUUGUUCACCCGCGAGUGCUUGCUGGUUUGCCCGAUCGCCUCAACUGGCAACGCCAUCCUACGCCUUAGGCCAGGAUGACGAUUGAAGCGGAAGGAGCAGUACACCCAGAGACUGCGGCCGAGUCUCCGGCCGAGGCAUCUGUCACGGGUCAGAAGGGCAAAAGCCUGGACGAACUCGUGGUCGGGCUCAGCUCGGCCGAUGAGCUCAAACCCAUCGAUGGUGUGCCCAUCACCGAGACGAAGGCUGGCGAUGCAGACUCUGCCGCCCUACAGAAGCAGCAGGGUAAGGAAGAACUGGAAGCUGUGGAAGAGGAGGAUGUGGUCAAGGUUGAAUCACUGCCAGACUUGCCAAAGACGCCCACAACCCGCUUCUGGGCCAGGUGGUUCAAGAAGGGUAGCUUCACACCCAACUUUGGCAAGCAGCGCACAGAGGAUACAGAGAUGUGUGAGAAAGAGACACAGGACGAAAAUCAGGGCAAGAAAGAUGAGAACCACACAGGCGACGAGAAUCACAAAGACAGCAAGGAUUCCCCACCAAACGGCGAUGGCAUAGGCGAACAAGGCAAGAAUGAAGGCGAGGGACAAAACGUGAAAUCAUCCUCCAGUUCAACAGACGUCACCAUCCCCAUCGGGGACGCCGACACAGCCACCAAGUCAGACGAGAAACAGGCCGACGAGAGUGUGCCCGAAAAGCUGCCGCUGCGCGAGCGAUUUGCUUUGUACCGACGAAAGCGCUACCUCCUUGUCGGAGCAGCCAUUGGGGUCCUAUUCCUCGUUACCGUAAUCCUGGUGGUGACGGCCCUCUCUGGCGGGGGCUUUGGCUACGACGACGACGACUGGAGCAUUCCCGUCGCCGCCACGGACUGCGGUCUAGUCGAGGGCCACAUAGAAGAGGGUGCGUUCGUUUUCCGUGGCAUUCCGUACGCUCUUCCGCCCGUCGGCGAGCACCGCUGGAAACCUCCGAGGGCCUUCCAGAGCAUCAGCGAGUGCUGGUCUGGAACGAAGCAGGUGCACAAGUUUGCACCCCGAUGCCCCCAGAAGAAGGCGCCCGGAGUGCGUUUCAACACGAGCGAGGACUGCCUCUACCUGAACGUCUACACGCCGUCCAUGUCCAAGCGGGCCCUGCGGCCAGUCCUGGUCGUGCUGCCCGGCGGAUCGUUUAUGGGGAUGGGAGAAGAGGACAUCUUUCUGGAGCCGAGUCCCGGACUUGCGCGCACCCACGAUGCCGUGGUGGUAACGUUCGAGUACCGGCGCAACGCAUUUGGCUUCUUGACGUUGGAACUCCUCUCAAAGGGGGUGAGGCCUCCAACAUCCGGGAACUACGGCUUCCUGGACCAAGUGGCCGUACUCAAGUGGGUGCAGCGCAACAUCCGGCAGUUCAACGGGGAUCCCAGCAAGGUCGUUGUGUUUGGCCAUGGUGCGGGAGCCACAUCAGCCCUGCUUCUGGCAACAUCGACAGAAACCAAGGGCCUCCUCAGUAGGGUCUGGGCCACAGGCGCAUCUGUGAACUUCCCCAACCAGACAGUUGAGGAAGCUGCACGCAACAACCUCGAGUUUUUGGCGAACAUCAACUGCACCAGCCUCGCCUGCCUUCACCAGAAGACAGCCGACGAGGUGAUAGCAGCUGUGCCGAUGUCGUGGUACGAUGACGUUUCUGCACAGUUGCCACGCAAGCAUGAAAUGACAGCACCAAGUCUGGUUGUCGUUGAUGGUGUUUUCAUCAAGGACUUUGUCUAUGAGCUGUGGGCAGCUGAGAACUUCACACGAGUGCCUGUUGUAAUAGGUUCCAACCUGCAGGAGUUUGCCUCUCGACGGGUGCUUCCCGAGGCCGACCAAGUGGACAGCGCAGAGCUCAGCUCUUACGUCAGGGACCGGCUGGGAACUAUUGACCCCAAGCUGGCGGAUAAGGUGCUGCAGAUGUACGUGCACAACGACACAAUGCCAGCAGAGCAGCUACACACAAUGAUCUCCGAUGUUCGCGUGACCUGUCCACUGGAGCUGCUGACUGGUGACUUCAUCAAUGCCACUGAAGGGGCAAGGCCCGCACACUUCUACAUCGUCGACUACUCGCCAAACAUUUCGCUCUCCUUCUCCACGAAUGCUGAGCCAACCAGGCUCGCGCAGCACGGGCUGGACGUGGCAGCCAUCUUUGGCAAGAUGUCGUCUGCCGCAGGCUCGUCGGAGAUGCAUCGCAACGACCUGCAGUUCGAGCACAACCUGCAGAAGCUGUUCCACAGCUUUGUGCAUGCUGGCACGCCAUCUCUCGGCUCACAACCCCUCAAGGAGAGCCCAUUCGUCAACUACAUCAGCGCCAACGUGCGCAGUCGGGCAUCCCAGCAUGAGCCAUGUGCCAGUUGGGAGGAGUACGGCGUGUUCCCAGAAUAUGCCAAGAAGAACUGAUCUUGCAACCUGUGUGUCUCCAUCAUAACUUCUUUCACCCAUCAUUUGUGAUGAUGCUCGACAAAAACUUAAAAAGGCUGGUCUCUUCACUGGCGUUACAAAUAAUGUUGGUAAAUCCAGUUGGUGAAGAACCGGAGGAGAAAAAAAAUGCUUGCCAUUAUCAGAAUGCAAGCUAGUUCCUGUAAGUUAAUGUAAUGAUUUCCAACUGCUAAUGGCUGCUAAGUAAUUGCUUAGGCAGCUUGUUAUGCUGUCUGGAGGAGGUGUUAUUAUGCCAUCAUGGCAAUUUAGGACACCGCUGAUUGCAUAAAGUCAGUGCCCAUCAUUGGCUAGUGCAUGCGACUCAUCAUCGAACAAGUAUAUUACGGAAAUUCUUACAUCCAUCUGGUGCUGUAAGGAUGCCACACGGAAAAUUACUGCAAAUGUCCCCAGGACCCUCGCAUAUGCAUGUGUGCGCAGCUUCGUGGUUGUGUUUGCUUCUGCUACAGGGAGGGAGUUUAGGGUCUCAAGAUGUGCUGCUACUGGUCACCUACCAGUCGAACACAUGGCUUUCUUCAAGGGUGCCCUGCCUGAGCAAGGAACCCCGACAGCAUGCGAAAUUUUUUCAAUAUCUCACGCGCACAACCAGCCUCAAGAAAGUGGUUCUGGUGGCUGCUUCCAUUGUCAGUUUCUUGUGUGGCAUUCCUACAGCACACAAGCGAAAGACGUUUGAAUGAAGAAAUAUGGUGGGGGGGGGGGUUAGAGUGAGCAGGAGAAGAUGGCAUUUCCAGGUGACCCCAUAAUGGUGACCACAGUGUUGGUCAGGUGGGUUCGAUUCCCAUUGCCACCUGGCACUCGGCGUUUUGAAUACUCCUAUCUCCAGAAGGUGGCCUCUUCUUUCACUCCCUUCCCCAAGCGAUAAUGCACCGUGCUCCUUUAUGGGUUGCAAAAAUAACACCUUUCCUAACCACUAUCGCAUAAUGGUGUGGUGGCACCCUUGAAGAGAAGACGUUAAAGUCAUCUUGAGUAGCAAGAAUAAUAUUGGACUGGCUUUCACCUUAACAAAGGCUGGUGUACUAUGAGCAUCGUCUCUACUAUGGCAAAGCACCAGACCACUACUGGGCUUGUACCUAUAGCCCGGCAUAGGACGCUGUUGUGAGGACUAAGCAUCAGGUGCCACCACACCAUGUAUCCGUCUCUAACUAAACUGGUAGGGUUGGAUGAAAGGGUUUUGAAUCGGCUGCACGCCACAGCCUUGCCUGCACAUUAUCAGCAAUACUAAAUUGUGAGGUCUCUGCAUGAUCAUUCAUCGUCCUUGUUCUGUUCUUUGUGCAAGGCAACUACUCAGUCUUGACUCGUGAACUAAGUACUGUGCACUUGCUCUUUUGUGUAUCCUUCUGUUAAUGAACGUCGUUUAUUUCGAGUGAGGACUGCAAGCAUUGCAGAGAGAAAGCAAGCAUCCAGCAGUUUCGUACUGGGUGGAUGCCUGCAAGGUGUCAGUCAUAGAUACCGUGCAUCCUGGAGCGCACGGCGUCGCAAGCCAGCCACACUGCCAAAGGUUCGCGCAUAGAAGCGAAUAGCCACUGUGCAUGUCCAUUUGAUUCUUCAAACUUGUAGCCACACGUUUUGUGCAGUAUUUUUAGUUUGUCCGUUUGUUCAGUAUGUCGCCACUAUACUUUACUCUUUUGUUCUGCAUGUGCCAACUUGUCACGCAAGCCGAGUGGCAAAGUUUUUUUAAACGGAUCUCGCAAGUGGUGGACAAGACGUGCAGCUGUAGCAUGCACUCACUGCCCUUCAUCAUUCAUUGCUCAUCAGAGAGUGUGGGACAUGUAUAAAGCUUUUUUUUUCUUUUGUUCCUUGCAUCAACACUUGUCUCAUCUCUCAUGUUUAUCUCGACUUUUUUUUUUAAGUGUGUUACGUGUGCAUCUGCGCAGCAUCUCAUCUUUCUGUAUAAGCAAAAUAAAGACCAAAAAUAAAGUCUGUAUCACAGA
Messenger RNA from Rhipicephalus sanguineus (brown dog tick), 4595 nucleotides. RefSeq names its product neurotactin. Bases 304 to 2628 code for a protein of 774 amino acids. The transcript is spliced from 8 exons. Lineage: Eukaryota; Metazoa; Arthropoda; Arachnida; Ixodida; Ixodidae. The record is from RefSeq and is a predicted model, not a curated record.